AUGUCGUCGCCGGCAGAGGCCGCCCGGGAGCAUGUGGAGAAAAUCCGGCGUGACCGCUACUACAUCGGCCGAGGCGAGCAGAACCCGCUGUCGGAGGACAUGCACCAGGCGGUGAACUACCUGAGCCAGGAGCUCUACUCCAAGGAUGUGCACUUCCUUAUGGAGAUCGUCCAGAACGCUGAAGAUAAUGAGUACCCUGAUAAAGUAGCACCAUCAUUGGAGUUUCUGGUAACAGCAAAGGACAUCACAGGAUCUGGUGUAUCGUCAACACUACUCAUUUUCAACAAUGAGAGGGGAUUCUCUAAAUCAAAUAUUGAGUCCAUCUGUCGUGUGGGGAAGUCAACGAAAAAGGGAAACAGGGACAAGGGUUACAUUGGAGAGAAAGGUAUUGGAUUCAAAAGUGUGUUCCUGAUAUCGAGCCAGCCCCAUAUUUUCAGCAACGGGUAUCAAAUCAAGUUUGAUGAGAAGCCUUGUGUAGAAUGUAAUAUUGGAUACAUUGUCCCUGAGUGGAUUGAAUCCAGAACUAUUCUUUCUGACAUCAAACAGAUAUAUGGGUGUUCCAAAAACCUUCCGACAACCUGUAUCGUCCUGCCUUUGAAGGGUGAGAAGGUUUCCGCAGUGAAGCAACAGUUGUCAAGUUUGCAUCCAGAGAUGCUCCUAUUUCUGUCAAAGAUCAAGCGGCUUUCUGUCCGAGAAGAUAAUUGCAACCCUAAGUGCAGCACUGUUAGUGAGAUUGCAAUAUUGAGUGAGAAGAACUAUGAAAUGAGGAAGAGCAUGCACGCAGAGUCUUACACAGUCCAUUUGUCAGCUCAAGAGAAUGAGAACGAAGAAGAGUGUGGGUACUAUAUGUGGAGGCAAAAGUUCGCUGUCAAACCAGAGAAUAGAGUGGACAAACGUACUGAAAUUGAUGAGUGGGUCGUCACACUAGCAUUUCCACAUGGAGAGCGUCUAUCUCGUGGGAAGCAUCUAUCCCCCGGUGUAUAUGCUUUCCUUCCCACUGAGAUGGUAACAGGCUUCCCCUUCAUCAUUCAGGCGGACUUCCUCCUUGCAUCGUCAAGAGAGGCAAUAUUGUUUGAUAGUCCAUGGAACAAGGGAAUUCUAGAGUGUAUCCCAAGUGCUUUCAUGAAUGCCUUCAUAGCACUUGUGAAGUCCGGAGCAGAUGCACCAGCAAUGUCCCUUCCAUUAAUGUUCCGUUUCCUACCAAUCGAUUCUUCACUAAUCCCUUUACUUGAGCCAGUUAGGUCUGGCAUCAAAGAGAAGGUUCUCAUCGAGGAUAUAAUUCCAUGUGAGUCUCAUACUCCACAAAAGUUAUUUUGCAAGCCUCGUGAGGUUUCCCGGCUCAAUCGAAAAUUUUGGGAUAUUCUUAUCAAGGGGAGAGAAUCUGGUUUGGACCUUAGGAACCUGUCAACCCAUGGAACCUACAUUCUCAGCUCUCAUUUUGACAAGAGUGAUUACAAUAGUGUUCUUGCAUUUCUGGAUGUCAAAAACGUAAGCCCCGAAUGGUAUGCAAAAUGUGUUGAGGGCUCUAACCUUGUCAACGAGGUAAAUGAACAUCUUUAUCUGGAACUUUUGUCAUUCGUUGUAGACAAUUGGCAAAACUUUUCCAGUACAAACAUGGUGUCCAUUCCCCUGCUGAAGCAUGUUAACAGGAAUGGUGUUCUCUCUCUGUGGAGCAUAGCUAGAUCUAGUCAGCGGAAUGAUAGAUUGUGUAUUGCAUCUAACAAGAAUUUGAUGUCAUGGCUUAUUAGCUGGAAUCGGGAGUUUCCAGCUUCUAACUGCCUGUUUAUGGAUCCCAGUACACAGAAAGCUCUAGAAGGUUUCUCACAGAAGAAAAAAGUGACAGAUUGGCUGCAAAACCAUGCAAAAGUGGAGAUUGUAUCUGUCCACAGUUACGGAAAGAUUGUGGUUGAUUCCUUGAACAAUGAAAGAAGGGCUGUCAUUGCUUUUUCUCACUUUCUGUAUCACUCAUCCAAUAAGAAUUACAUGGAGAGCUACCUCUUAGCAGAUUUGUGCCGCAUCAUGCCGGUAAUUGACAACUAUGGCAAUGUAGUGACGGAAAGAGAAAGCAUUUUAGUUCCUGCAAAUGGUAGCAAAUGGAUUGGACUGAUAGGCACAAAUCCAUGGAAGAAUGAGAAAUACGUUGAGCUGUCGGCAGAAUACAAGUCAGCGGGCUGUUUUGCCGGGAACUCCACACCUGAAGGCCACGUCUUAGAUUUUCUAAAGACAAAGUUGCAGGCCUCGGAUGUGCCCUUCAUACACCCUCCAAAUGCAAGUUUCCUGAAAGUCUCAUCACCUCUAACUGUGGACAAUGCAAUCUUGCUAUUGCAGUGGUUACGGAACUUGAAGUCAAAAGGUGUACGAUUACCAGCUAGAUUCUUGGCUUGUAUAAAAGAGGGAAGUUGGCUGAAGACAUCAGUUGGGUACAAGCCACCGACCGAAUCAUUUAUGUCCAGUUCUGAGUGGGGAAAUCUAUUGCAAAAUGGAUCUUCCUUUGUUGAUAUACCAAUGAUCGAUCAACAGUUCUAUCAAAACAAAAUGCUUAUGUACAAGGAGGAACUUAAGGUGAUUGGGGUAAGAUUUGAAUUUGGGGAGGCGUCAACCUACAUUGGAAGCCAUCUCAUGUCAAAGGCUGCAAGCAAUAUGCUAACCAAAGAGAAUGUAUAUGAACUGCUUCGUCUGAUUCGAUUUCUUCAAGAGAAGGUGUUGUCGCCAAGUGAACUGAUCGACAGUGUGAAAGAUGGGCGUUGGAUGAAGACUACUCUGGGCUACAGGUCUCCUACCUGUUGUAUUAUCUAUGAUUCAGACUGGGCAGUGGCAUCUUGUAUCAGUAACCAACCAUUCCUGGAUGUCAAAUUCUAUGGCGAGGCCAUCCUUACAUACAAACUAGAGCUGAAGUUGCUUGGCGUUCUAAUUGGGUUUGAAAAUAGUGAAAAGAACUAUAAGCUUAUAAUUGACAAUUUCGAGUUCAGUUCUUCAUCUAUUACUUCUGAUGCUACUGCACUAAUCCUCAAGUGUAUCCGGUAUGCUAGACCCUGUGAUGUAUUCUUGAGCAAGCUCAGAGUUUUGAAAUGGUUGAAGACAAAUGUGGGAUUCUGUGCCCCCAGUGAAUCUUUUCUCCUGGAUCCGGAAUGGGAGUGCCUUCUAAUGGUGUUCAAUGGAAUCCCUGUAGUUGAUUCUCGAUUUUAUGGGGGUAAGAUCAGUCCGUACAAAGAAGAGUUGAAGAAGACAGGACUGAUCACAAAAUUUGACGAGGCAUCGAAGGCUAUGGCAAAUAUUUUCAAGCAAAUGGUCCUGAAAUCAUCGCUCACAAAGAUAAGUGUCCUGGGUCUACUAAAAUGUUAUCGGCAACUGAGAACACAUGACCCAAUUCCUGUUGAGAUUUUCCGUUGCAUGCGGAGUGAGAACUGGCUGUGCACAUCGCUGGGAUUCAGGUCUCCCUCGGAGGCAAUCUUAUUUGAUGAGGAUUGGCAGUCUCUGUCACCAAUAGCAAAGUUACCUUUCAUCAAUGAUGCUGACUCGUUUGAUGGUUUAAGCAAAGAGAUACAUGGUUACAAAGAUGAACUGAAAGAUUUAGGUGUUACAACAGAAUUGAAAGCUCAUGGAGCUAGGUUUGUCAUUGCCGGUCUCGACAUUCCUGAAGACCCUGCAGUUAUUUCUGCAGCUACCGUCUUGUCGUUGCUUGGGUCUGUCCGGAGCUGGUUGGCUUGUAUACCUGAAAUUCCCAAGGACUUUAUGGAGAAAAUCACCAGCUGCAGGUGGUUGAGAACAACACUAGGGUACCGAUCUCCUAAGGAGUGCAUACUCUUUGAACCAAAGCAGCCUUCCAUCCACAUAAAAGAUGGCCCUUUCAUCGAUGAAUCUUUUUAUGGUUUAGAGAUAGCCUCGUUCAAGGAUGCCCUUGCGGCAAUUAGAGUUACCGUGGAUGUUAGAAGUGGAGGUGAUCUUGUUGCUCAAUAUCUGAGGAACCACAAAGAAACUGCUACUAUUACCCGGAUCUACAUGUACCUUAAGGAGUGCAAUUGGAGUCCUGCGGACAAAGAGAGUGAUUGGAUUUGGAAACCAAAUGAACUGGAAGGUGGAGAAUGGGUGAGCCCGCUAAGCUCUGUCCUACGUGAUCCGAGCAAUCUUUUCAGCCCGCAGCUGAAUGUCUUGGACAGAUACUAUGACAAGGAGCUGCUUGUCUUCUUUUCAUCUGUUUUUGGUGUCAGGCAUGGCCCUGGUGCUGAAGACCAUUCCAAACUAUGGAGAACAUGGGAGAUCUCGGGCAGUGAGAUAUCUGUAGCUGAUUGCUCUGCCUUCUGGCAGUUCAUUGCGAGGAACUGGAGCAAGAACACGGAAAAGCUUCUUUCUGAUUUUGUUAAGGUUCCAGUUUGUGCUGAUGGGAAGAUCACUUUAUCGCAGAAGAAGGAUGUGUUUAUUCCUGAUGAUCUACUGCUCAAGGAUUUGUUUGAAAAGCUUCCUCAGCAAUCAAUUUUUAUCUGGUAUCCUUCUUCCAGCCUUUCUGUAUCUCGAGCAAGGCUAAACAGCAUAUAUGGUAGUAUUGGAGUUCAGGCAAUAUCCAAAGCAGCCAAGACGAACGAUUCUUUCACCUUGGAGGGUGGCAAUUGUCAAACAGUUGAUCAGUGUAAGGUGAUUAGUGUUGGUUUGCUCCGAACUGUUCUUGGUUUCCUUGCCGAUCCUGCUCUGGACAUUUCUUGCAAAGAGCGGCACACGAUGGUUUCUUGCCUGCUGAAUGUGAGUGUCCUAGAGACCAAGAAACCAAUCACAGUGAGAUACUGUGUGCAGUUAUCUUCUGCAAAGUCUGUGGAUGUGAAGGCCAACCGAAUGAUCCGAUGGGAGAGGGAGAACUCGACACUGUAUGUGCAGCAAAGAAAUGGUGCAGCCGGUUAUAAAGAAAAGAUUGAGUAUGCAACAAACUUCGCGGACGAGAUAUCUCAAGGAUUGCUCUUUGAGAUGCCAGACAGUAUCCCUUCACUCGCUGAACUCAUAAAGCUUGGCAGCUUAGUGGACUUCCAGGAUGCCGCUCUUGAAUACUUGUUGAAAUCGAAGAAUCUGCAGCUGUUCCCUGAAGAUGAGGCUUUCCUGAAUGCCACAUCACUAGGUGGCAGCAAGAAAUGUUAG
Molecule: messenger RNA, 5121 nt
Organism: Lolium perenne
Lineage: Eukaryota; Viridiplantae; Streptophyta; Magnoliopsida; Poales; Poaceae
Source: RefSeq, a predicted model, not a curated record